AUGGCUUCGGAAGCGGCAAUAAACGCACUGGUAGAAAGACUAGCCAAUAUUAGUAUUGACAAUAAAGUACAAGCUUUAGAAGAAUUGAAAACUGCACUAGGAGCGUUACGUCCAUCAGAGCUUCGGAAUAUUUUGCCAAAUAUUUCAGUUGCCAACGUUUUUAACUGUUUAAAUACACAAAACAAAUCUCAGCAGACGGUCUGCUGUGAAGUGUUGGAUCGCAUGAUGUCAACUCUGAGUGCUUCGGCUGCACUAGAGAACUUCCAUGCUCACUUCCUCACUUGGAUAGCUGUCCCAGAUGACUCACUGAAGGCCCUAUGCUUGCAUCAGCUGUCAAGAAUUAGCAGAGAAGUGCCAAAUGAAUUAAGCCAACAUGAAGACCUAGUUCUAGCUGUUGCUGGCCUUUUGGCAUCUGACAACCUGGAUGUGGGAUUGGCAGCCGCAGCUGUUCUCACACAACUGGGGCGAGAUCCCAGCGGAUUGAUCACUCUGUUUGCCGAGUCAGUGGUCAGAAAAAUUGUCGUAGCCAUGGAGAAGAACGAUGUCACAAGAUUUCGAGUUUACCAGGUCGCCAUAGAUCUGAGUGCAAUAUCACCCCAAGCACUAGAGGCCACUGUUCAAUCAGGUCUUCUCAAACAACUAGUCAACGAAACACAAGCUGAUGACAUCCUUGUUCAACUGAAUGCCAUUGAAAUGGUGUCUGACCUUGCUUUGUCACCCCAUGGCCUGGCAUUUCUAGACCAGGAAGGUGUUGUCGGCAGACUUGAAGAGAUGAUGACACACCUCAGUGAUAAUCCUUUGUCUGGACUGCUUCUGCCAGGUCUUGUUAAAUUCUUUGGAGGCCUUGCCAAAAACCACCCCAAAGAAGUGUUGUCAAGAUUUGACCAUUUUGUCAGGCUAGUCUUGAACCAUGUCACUGAAGGAGACCAGAACCUGAGAACUGUGUCUGUGGAAACUGUUGGCUUUAUUGCAUCCACACCCGAGGGGAAGCUGGCUUUGGAAAAGAUAGGCAACCCUGUGACAGAGUGUAUACAAAACAUUGGGAGCCUUAUACAGACAGGAGCCUCAGAUCUGAAGUCAAAAGCUCUCCAAGCGAUGUCUCAUAUUGUACACUUAGAGCCGGGUGACCAAACAGAUGAACUGCUGAGUCUGACUGAGAGAUGGUUCUGCACAUCCAUGACUGAUCCUUUCAAAACAGUUUGGUCCAUCGCCCAACAGCCAUUCACCGAUAUCAGAAUUCCAGCUUUCCAUUUGCUCCAGAGUCUUGCAUUAACACCCUGGGGUCAAAAACUGAUGAAUAAUGCUCCUGGGUUUAAGGAAUAUGUCCUUGAUCGAGCCACAGAAAACAGCAAGGAAGGGAAAGAUGAAAAAUUUGAACUUGUGAAAAUGUUAGCUCAUUCACCCACAGCCAUUGAAAUUCUAGGAAGACCGUACCAUGUAAAGUUGAUGGAAUAUUACAACCAGGGCCGUUUCUUUGUGUUAGCUCAGUCAGAGGUGGCAAUGGAGGGGGAUGGUUAG
Candidula unifasciata is the source of this 1518-nucleotide messenger RNA. NCBI's taxonomy places the organism in Eukaryota, Metazoa, Mollusca, Gastropoda, Stylommatophora, Geomitridae. The record is from the annotation of a GenBank genome assembly.